Anarrhichthys ocellatus (wolf-eel) is the source of this 4632-nucleotide messenger RNA. It is a transcript of the gene pomgnt1, whose product is annotated as protein O-linked mannose N-acetylglucosaminyltransferase 1 (beta 1,2-). Gene Ontology annotation, biological process: protein O-linked glycosylation via N-acetylgalactosamine. Gene Ontology annotation, cellular component: Golgi membrane. The record is from RefSeq and is a predicted model, not a curated record. Lineage: Eukaryota; Metazoa; Chordata; Actinopteri; Perciformes; Anarhichadidae. The coding region runs from base 237 to 2198 and encodes 653 amino acids. The transcript has 22 exons. Gene Ontology annotation, molecular function: beta-1,3-galactosyl-O-glycosyl-glycoprotein beta-1,3-N-acetylglucosaminyltransferase activity.
UGCUCUGCGACGUAAACACCGUGCAUGUCGCGGCAGCUACAAGCGACUUUUCUGGAUCUUGCUGCAGGCUACGAGAUUGAAACGAUAAUGCUGGAUUUACUGACGACCCUAUGACGAUGUGACAACCAGUCGUGUCUCGGUGGUGUUGUGGAGCAGUGUAUGCCCCUGGAGCAGGAGGUGGAGGAGGCCAGGCGGAGGGUCUGAGCUCUGUUGUCGGCGGCUGUCGGUGUCCCGGGAUGGAGACCUGGACCCCCAAUCCCAGAGCCAAGCCUUUCAUCCCUCGCCAACAAAGAAGCUUGUACCUCACCUGGAAAUACAAGCUAACCAACAAGAGGACGAUUCGUCGGUUCUGUCAGGCUGGCGCUGUGCUGUUUCUGUUGAUAACUGUGAUCGUCAACAUCAAACUCAUCUUGGACACAAGAAGAGUAGCCGAUGAAGACGCAGCGGCUCACGAAUAUGAGGACACAAUACCCAACAUGGAGACCCCACGCAGGCCGGCUAAUGGACGCAAGGUCUUAGACAUCGAGGUGUACUCCAGCCGCUCCAAGGUCUACGUGGCAGUGGACGGCACCACAGUGUUGGAGGAUGAUAUGCGGGAGCAAGGCAGAGGCGUCCAUGUGAUAGUUCUCAACCAGGCGACUGGUCAUGUGAUGGCCAAGAGGAUAUUCGACACCUACUCUCCCCACGAGGACGAGGCCAUGAUCCUCUUCCUCAACAUGGUGACCCGGGGUCGAGUCCUCAUCUUCACCAUAAAGGAUGAGGGCACGUUCCACCUGAAGGAGGCUGCGAAGAACCUGUUGAAGAGUCUCGGCAGCCAGGUGUCCCUCAACCUCAGCUGGAGGGACAUGUGGACUCUGGUGGUGAAGAAAGGAGGUCAGGUGUAUGGAGAAAAGCACUCAAAGUCUCCAGCUCUGUCCACCUGGGGAGACCCGGUGCUGCUGAAGACUGAGGUGCAGCUCACCGCCUCUGAAGAGGCAGAGUGCCACUGGGCAGACACGGAGCUCAACAAGAGGAGGAAGGUCUUUUGCGGCAAAGUGGAGGGAUACGGCAGCAUCUGCAGCUGCAAAGACCCGGCGCCCAUCGAGUUCAGCCCUGACCCUCUCCACAACAGUAAUGUCUUGAAUGUCCCAGUGGCCGUCAUAGCAGGGAACAGACCCAACUAUCUCUACAGGAUGCUGAGGUCUCUUCUUUCAGCUCACGGCGUCAACCCGCUGAUGAUCACCGUCUUCAUCGAUGGAUAUUAUGAGGAGCCUAUGGAUGUCGUAGAACUGUUUGGACUGAAGGGAGUUCAGCACACACCCAUCAGCAUAAAGAAUGCCAGAGUGUCCCAGCACUACAAGGCGAGUCUGACUGCAACCUUCAACCUUCACCCAGAGGCCGGCUUUGCCAUCGUCCUAGAAGAAGACUUGGAUAUCUCCAUCGACUUCUUCAGUUUUCUGAGUCAGACCCUCCACCUGCUGGAUGAGGAUGACAGCCUGUACUGUAUUUCAGCCUGGAACGACCAGGGCUAUGAGCACACAGCAGAGGACCCGGCCCUGCUGUACAGAGUGGAGAGUAUGCCCGGUCUGGGCUGGGUGCUGAAGAAGAGCCUCUACAAGGACGAACUAGAGCCAAAGUGGCCGACACCUGAGAAGCUGUGGGACUGGGACAUGUGGAUGCGAAUGCCGGAGCAGAGGAAAGGCCGAGAGUGCAUCAUCCCCGACGUGUCCCGCUCGUACCAUUUUGGCAUCAUCGGCCUCAACAUGAACGGCUAUUUUCAUGAGGUCUAUUUCAAGAAACACAGGUUCAACACAGUUCCCAAUGUGCAGCUGAGGAAUGUUGACAGUUUAAAGCAAGAUGCUUAUGAAGUGGAGAUCCAGCACCUGUUGAAGGAAGCGGAGGUACUGGACCACACUAAGAACCCGUGUGAGGAUUCGUUCCUGCCAGACUCCGAGGGGAAGACCUACAUCAUGUUCAUUAAGAUGGAGACAGAGACGGACACAUCCACCUGGACAGAGCUCGCCAAGUGCCUCCAUGUUUGGGACCUGGAUGUCCGGGGAUACCACCAAGGCCUGUGGCGGCUCUUCAGGAAAAGGAAUCAUGUCCUGGUGGUGGCCGUGCCAAUCUCCCCGUACUCUGUGAAGAAACCAGCCAGUGUCACUCCCAUUCAAUUAGAGCCUCCGCCCAAAGAAGAUGGCGCACCGGUGGAGCAGAUGUAGACCUGAUGUUACACACACACACACACACACACACACACACACACACACACACACACACUUCAACCAGCCCAGGCCUUAACUCUUCACCAACAACCACUCGUAAUCCAGUCUGGGAUCCAUAAGCAGAACUUUUCAGACUUUUCCUAGAUGUGAACUUGUGUACAAGAGGAUACCUGGGAAAUGGAGUCCUUUUUUAUUCCUUUCCAAAGGAAAGGGGGAUUAACAUUACAAAAUGCACUACUUCAUCUGUCCAACAGCUUGACGAGGAGCGAUGAUGCUGAAACCAGUUUUGGUUAAACGUGACUGAACAACUGAAACUGUAAAUUGAUUGUCAACAGCUGUCUGUUUCUGUUUCUGUGACAACUGUGGGCUGAGCUGCGGCCUCGUAAAUUUCAAUUCAACCUGUGACUUUUAAACAAGAACUGUACAAAUGACACGAACACACUGACGCCACAAGUUAGCCAGUUUUCCUCUGUUUGAUGUGUUUUUAACUACUGAGUGCUUUUUUCAUUUUGUACAUUUUAACUUAUCUCUAUUUAUUUUACAUCGAUCAAUCGAAAAGGAGUUCAAUGGUUUUAUGGCUUUUUUUUUUUUUUUUCCGAUCUAACUUUAUUAAGGUCAGUGUGUUUUUAAGAGCCUAACGUUUACAGAUAAUGAAAUAAUAAUGUACAUACAAGCCUAUAUAUUUUUUGAUGAAAAAUGUAAAGGGUCAGCAUAUUUUUCCGCAUUAGAUAUUUACUUUGAGUUAAAGAGUUGAUAACAGCCCUGUGGGUUUUUACUAUUAUUGACUGCUUGGGUCAGUUGGCUCAGAUCAGGUUCCACGAGGGAAACUCAAUAGUGGCUAAAAGAGACAAAAAUCUGAAGAUAUUUAGAGAUUUAGCAACAUACUCUCCAAUCGGAAACAAAGUAAUACAUUAUGCUUACUCGAUUGUACCACACUUUUGUCUUAUUUUAAAUCUGUGCUCAAAUCAGGCAGUUCCUGAAUAAAUUAGUUUGACUACAUAUAGAUGUUCUUUAAAUGUUUGGGCCGCAUACUCCAAACAAAAAUGGGUCUACUUUGUUAAAUGAGGAAAAACAUGUUUAUAUUAAAGUUAGCUCCCAGGAAAAUUACAGUUUUAGGUGUCGGUGUAGAAAAUGUCGGCAUCAGCACCAGCAUUGAACAUUUUCGAAUGAUACCCAGUGCCAACAUUUAUACUACAACACAAAAGUGGAAAAUAAUUUUUCAAAAGUUAAGGUUUUUUCUCUUAAAUUCAGUUUAUAAUUUUAGUUCCCAUGCUAAAUUGUAGUCAUAUUUUCUUGCUUUAUUAUUUGCUCUUUGUUUUAGAAAUGCUGUUCUGAAAACAUGUCGGUCUUACGAGACGCUGCUCCUUUCAUUGUGUUGCGAGCUCACUGCAGUGUUUUAUUUGCUGCGUGUCCCUAAAUGCAGCGCACGUUUCAAAUCACUGAGUUUUGUGCACGUUUUGGCCUCUCUCAGCCACUUAAGAAGAUGAUGCUAUUGUAUUACAGUCAUUAUUUCAAGCUCACAACUUAUAUUUAUUUUAAAGUAACGAGCAGUUUUUUUUUUUUUUGUUAUUUCGACAUAACCUCUUAUUUUUAUGAGAGCUAUAAAUUCUGUGGUAAUUAUCUUGUUAUCCUGAGAUGAGAGACCGAAGAUACGAAGUCAUAGAUUACAGAAAUCGGCAUUCAUAAAACGCCCUCUGUUCUCACCAUUUCAAGUGAAAGGGGAGUUUAUUUGUGAGGAGAAGCUUCAUCCACUUAGUUCACUUUGGCUUUGAAGUGAUUUCCGUCUGACGCAACGCUGUACUGACGAAAUUAAUGAGUCUGUGUGAAUCACGUUUCGAUGCAUCGAUCAGUAGUUGCAGAGCGGUUUGAUUUUAAUUUGAGUAAUUGUGUGCUGAGGAACCACAUAUUUUCUAUCUGCAGUUAGAAACUCCUGUCAGACAUAACCACUUAUUCAGCAGUAAUACAGCCCGCCUCAUGACUGAAUUAAUGUCCGUUUGUGGCCUGGAGUCUUCACUUUGGUUUUAAGAAAUUGAAGAAGUAGAAUAUGCCUACUUUUUAAGCUGCUUUUUCAUUUUGUCUUUUCAUUGAACUGUAUUAUUUUGGUAGUUUGUGUGCGUCUCUUUGUCAAACUAAACCAUUGUCUCCUCAGCAAUACGGUUGAUUCUUGUGUAAUGCUGUGAGAUCAUUCGGAGAAUAGUGGAAGGUAUGCUGUGUGUGUUGGGGAAGUUUCCGGUGCAGUUUGACACACGUGUGAGUUCUUUUAUCUUUUAUCAUGGAGAUGAAUAAAGAUGUUUUAUAGUGUUGCAACUUUUUUUUUUCUUUUUCUUUUUUUUUUUUCAUACCCAGGUGUAUGUUUAAAUAAUUCAUACAGAAGGAUUUAUUAUUAGUGCAUAUUAUUCAUGAAAUAAACUCGGUGCUAUUGUUAUUCUUA